This is a messenger RNA of Scedosporium apiospermum, 594 nucleotides long. RefSeq lists its product as uncharacterized. The transcript is spliced from 2 exons. Lineage: Eukaryota; Fungi; Ascomycota; Sordariomycetes; Microascales; Microascaceae. The coding region runs from base 1 to 594 and encodes 197 amino acids. The record is from RefSeq and is a predicted model, not a curated record.
AUGGUCUCUUCCUCCGUCCUCGGCCUCUCGGCCCUCGUGGCCCUCGUCCAAGCCCACGGCCUCGUCGAGUCCCCCGCCGCCCGUGCCCCAGGAGAAGCCACUGCCGCCGUCUGCGGCCAAAACAUGGUCGACUUCUACAAGGCCGACGGCACGUCCUACCCCGAGGCCCUCAUGCGGAGCCCCAACUGGCAGAACGGCAUCACCGAGGACUGCGAUCUCUACCUCUGCAAGGGCUACCAGUUCGAGGACAACCUCGAGAACGUCCAAGAGUACAAGGCUGGCGACAAGGUCGACUUCAAGGUCCAGAUCCGCAUCCCCCACGUCGGAUACGCCAACGUCAGCGUUGUCGAUACCGCCAAGAACGCCGUCAUUGGCGACGCGCUCAAGGUGUGGGAGAGCGGAUACGCUGAUGGGGCCAAGUUCCCCAACCUUCCCGCAGACGAGACGAGCUUCAGCGUCACAAUUCCCGAGCUCGGCGGACAGUGUACUGAGCCUGGCGCCUGUGUACUCCAAUGGUACUGGCUCGGCCAGGGUCAGACCUAUGAGUCUUGCGUUGAUUUCGUUGUCCCCGGCGCCGCUGCUGAGGAGGAGUAA